Arachis duranensis is the source of this 1437-nucleotide messenger RNA. RefSeq lists its product as uncharacterized. The transcript has 3 exons. Bases 1 to 1437 code for a protein of 478 amino acids. Gene Ontology annotation, molecular function: nucleic acid binding. Lineage: Eukaryota; Viridiplantae; Streptophyta; Magnoliopsida; Fabales; Fabaceae. The record is from RefSeq and is a predicted model, not a curated record. Gene Ontology annotation, biological process: DNA integration.
AUGGCAUGGGUAGUAGAGCUAUCUCAGUAUGACUUGCAAUACAAUUCCAGGCAGGCAAUCAAAGCCCAAGCAAUAGCAGAUUUCCUGGUAGAAGUCACGAGGAAGGCACCCGACACACCAAGCACUUGGUGGAAGCUCCACGUUGACGGAGCAUCCAACCAAACGUUUGGAGGGGCUGGAAUCAUCCUCGAGAACUCGGCAGGGCAUGUCCCCAGAGAAAGAAAUGCCCGAGCAGACCUCCUCUCUAAGCUAGCGAGCACCAAACCUGGGACAGAAAACAGGUCUCUAAUCCAAGGGCUGGCAACUGAACCAGCAAUCAUCUUGUGCGCAACCCUGACACCGAGCCUCCCCUCAUGGAUAGACCUCAUCCUCCGAUACUUGGAACGCGGCGAAAUUCCCGAGAACGAGAAAGAAGCACAAGCCACCAGGAGGGAAGCUCCCAAGUAUGUGAUCAUACAAGGGCAGUUAUACAAACGAGGGCUCCACCAACCCCUACUCAAAUGCAUGCGCCCCGACCAAAUGGACUACGUCCUAAGUGAAGUACAUGAGGGGUGUUGCGGCCACCAUAUCAGAGGAAGGUCGUUAGCAAGAAAGCUCAUCUGGACAGGGUAUUAUUGGCCCACAAUAAUGUCGGACGCUCGGGAAUUCGUCAAAAAAUGCAAAAAAUGCCAAGAAAACACCAACUUCCACAAAGCUCCACCCGGAGAACUCAGUCUGAUGAUGACACCACGACCUUUUGCCCAAUGGGGAGUCGACCUCUUAGGGUCAUUCCCACCUGGGCCAGGACAAGUAAAAUACUUAAUAGUAGCAAUUGACUACUACACCAAAUGGGUAGAAGCCAAACCACUGGCUAACAUAUCUUCGGCUAAUUGUCAAAAGUUCAUGUGGAGGCAAGUAGUCACCAGAUUUGGAAUCUCAGAAUCUAUCAUAUCAGAUAAUCGGACGCAGUUCACCGACAAAAAGUUCAAAGAUUUCCUGUCAGGACUAGGAAUCAAGCAGAAGUUUUCCUCAGUCGAGCAUCCCCAGAGCAACGGCCAGAACCUCUUACCAAUCAUCUACUGGCAAAACCCCCUUCCGACUCACAUACGAGGUCGACGCAGUCAUCCCAGUCGAGAUCAGGGAGCCGAGUCCAAGGUUACUCCUAGGAGGGGAAACGAGGCAGUCAAAAAAGACCUGGUCGACGAGACAAAGCAGAUGGCACACCUGACAGAAAUAGCAAUCAAGCAAAGAAUAGCCCUAAGAUACAACAACAAAGUACUGAAGAGAAGCCUCGGGGAAGGCGACCUGGUCUUACGACGUAAUGACAUUGGACCGCCAACCCCGGGAGAAGGCAAGUUGGCAACGAAUUGGGCAGUACCUUACGGGGUAAGGAAAGUCCUCGGCAAGGGUGCCUACAAGCUAGAGAGGCUGGAUGGAAGUGAGGUACCAAGGACCUAG